Messenger RNA from Cladocopium goreaui, 297 nucleotides. The record is from the annotation of a GenBank genome assembly. Lineage: Eukaryota; Dinophyceae; Suessiales; Symbiodiniaceae.
AUGCUCAAGAACAUCCCGCGAACCUUCGAGAGCCUUCAACAGUUCAAGAUAGCACAGGACAAAGAUGCAUUUUACAAGAAGGAGAUGGAGGAUGGAGGUCUCAGGGCUGCGAAGGUUCUCUACAGCAAAGCGCUUGUUGGAGCAGUCGACUACAGGGACAUUCGCCAGCACUGCAAAGAUGUGCAGAACUUCAUGGCGAAUUUCGUGAGACCCAACCUCUUCACCCCCACAGGUGCGAAGUACAAGUUCCAAUUCGAUUGUGUAGCCGAGGCAGCGAAGACUGUGUUCGGCCUGUAG